CUUACAGCUUUAUGAUAACACGAGUUAUCAGUAUCAAUCGAACGGAUUGGACGGAAUUAUACUAUACAGAGUCAGGGCAAGAGAAGGACACGACGGGAACUCUGAGACUGGGACAAGUUCAUCGCUUCUAUUUAGGAUAAACCGGACAGCCAACUGAGCGCAAAAUUCGUGAGAAUGAGCUGAGGAAAACAUCGUGAAAUCGAGGGUGUAGAGCAAGGUUGAAAGCAAAACCAGUGCCACCUUAUGCCAAACGCCUCCUUUACUAUUAGUGGGAUAACCAUGGAUGAAGUAAACAAUUCAACACGAGACUCUUCAAAUAUACACAAUUCCUCGGCGGUUCAAGAAAAAACAGGUUCACUUGGAUUCUAUGGAACGGACGAAUACAGCACCAUCAUCGUGGCGCUGCUCACAAUUAUAAUAGUGUUUGGCAUUUUAGGUAAUUUAGCCGUUAUUGGAACACUUCUCCAGCGCCAGCGUAUCCAGAAGACCUCUAGUAACUACUUGAUAAUAAACAUUGCCAUUGCCGAUCUCUUAGUCGCUGUCGUAAUUGCUCCACUUCGUUUCGUAGAAAUGUACCAUGGCUGGCCUCUCGGGAAUUUCCUCUGUCAUUUCUUGGCACCUCUGCAAGACGUGAUUGUGUGCGUGUCUGUGGUUACACACACCUUCAUUGCGCUCGAACGAUACCGGGGAAUAGUCCAGCCAUUCAAAGAAAAACUUACCAUUCAGCGAACAAAGCAAGUUAUUGGAAUCAUUUGGCUAACUAGCUACAUUGCAAGUGGGCUUCCUGUGGCUUUUGUGGUAAAGGAAAGCGUCGAGCAUGGACUUCGAGUGUGCAGAAUCCUGUGGCCAUCGGAUCUUUCUCGUCAACUUUUUAUAGUUUACCUAGUCAUCAUAUUUAUAUUCAUACCCUUAGUGAUUCAAACGUAUGCAUAUUCACAAAUUGUCAAAGUAGUGAACUUAGAAAUUACGGCCGUCAGAAAGGAUGAUUACGUGGAAACUCGCGCGGUUAAACUUGCGCAAAGCAGAGCUCGCGUGGUUAAAACGUUAAUUCUGCUUGUUGGCGCAUUUUAUAUCUGUUCCAUCCCUCGUGUAUUUACCUUGCUGAUGUGGGAAUUCGGCGGUGGCCUAAAAACCAACCUCGAUUUCCAUUACGCCAUCACAAUAACUCUGAUUGUGUAUUACCUUAAACACGUGAUCAACCCGUUCAUCAUCUUUGGUACGAGUGCAGAUUUCCGCGCCAGUUGUAGCUACAUAUGUUGUCCAACUGAGUAGGACAACCCCUCCAUCUACACACGCGAUCAAUAACGACCGACUCCUAACAACGGAGAGUCAAUAGUGCAUAUCAUGCACGAAACAAGAACAUCUUAAAAAAAAAAAAAAAAGCAAUAUCUCACUUUUCUGCUGUGGUAGAAUCUUUAUUAUGAUAACAGCUCUCAACAGACGUUUCAAACUGGAGCGCGUUAUUUAGAACCAUAAAGCCAUAGCGUCUUUUAUCAUCAUAGGCGCUAUGAAUCCUACUUUUAACAGGGGUUGAUAACGGAUAUGAAAUCACAUUUGCCACGACCAAAACUAGUGAGUAACGACUGACCAAAACCCACUGAGUUUUGGUUUCACUCGUGGAGACUGCAUUUCGCAUUAGACUUGUGGGGAGUAUGCUCGUAAUGUCCAAUGAAUGAGUGAAAGACUCAGCUUGGAACCGACUUUUGAUCCGCGGGAAGGAUCUCACAAGUUUGGAGUGUCAUAUCUAGUGCUUGUUUUAAAGUCGUGGAAGAGGCUAACUAAGAAUGUAAUUCUUAACGCAUGUUGUCGAAAGGAGAUAAUUGUCAAAUUUGGUUGCCACGACAGUAGCUUUAGGUUAAAGCAUCAUAAUUGUACAGUCGCUUUUAAAAGUCUUAAAGAAAAGCAAAACUUAAUUUCUGUUAACCCUCGCGUUAUUGAGAAUUUUACAAAACAUUAGAAUCAGGCCUUGGUAACGAGAUUUAUUUACUGUAAGAGAAGGCAACUAAGAUAUUUAUUAAGCAGUUGAGGUAAUUAAAAAUAUUCAAAUAUAGGUGAACGAUA
Stylophora pistillata is the source of this 2061-nucleotide messenger RNA. RefSeq names its product substance-K receptor. Gene Ontology annotation, cellular component: plasma membrane. Gene Ontology annotation, biological process: G protein-coupled receptor signaling pathway. Gene Ontology annotation, molecular function: G protein-coupled receptor activity. The record is from RefSeq and is a predicted model, not a curated record. NCBI's taxonomy places the organism in Eukaryota, Metazoa, Cnidaria, Anthozoa, Scleractinia, Pocilloporidae.